Messenger RNA from Contarinia nasturtii (swede midge), 12185 nucleotides. RefSeq lists its product as uncharacterized. The transcript is spliced from 18 exons. The coding region runs from base 1455 to 5099 and encodes 1214 amino acids. Lineage: Eukaryota; Metazoa; Arthropoda; Insecta; Diptera; Cecidomyiidae. Gene Ontology annotation, molecular function: GTP binding; GTPase activity; calcium channel regulator activity. The record is from RefSeq and is a predicted model, not a curated record. Gene Ontology annotation, cellular component: plasma membrane.
UCAACAUGAAAAUUACUAUACACACAGGCAAUCGAACGGCACCGUUUCAGUCGUAAACUGAAUGGUAACAAAGUCGGACGCGGAAAAAUAUACACAUUUUGUGUGCAUAUAUACACAUUGACCUAAAACAUAAAUUCAUUCACCAACGAGAAGUUUAUCUGAUAAAAUUCGAAACAAAGAAGACGAACAACAAAAAAAGAAACACGGUAUCACCAAGUAUUACACAUUUAAUUCUGAAACGAUUAUUUUUUUUUUUCGUAUCGAAUCGACGAUAAUAAAAGACGAGAAAAUAAAAACAAAAAUAUCAUCAUUAUCGUGGUGUCACGAAAAAGGGGCGAAUGAAAUUCGGAUGCCCGGUUUUCAAAAAGAAAAUAAUCACAAUGAGAAAAAAUGACAUCGACACCCAAAGUGUUCAUCAAAAAUAAAAUGUUGUUUGUCCGUUUCGUAAUCAAGAAAAGCUUGAAAUUGAUAUAAAAUUUGACUGAAGGCAAAUCCAUAGAAAAACAAACAAUUGUUCGGGUCGACUGGUGCGUUCGAUUCGACCACUGUGUAUUAAAUAAUCGUUCUAAAUUCUCAUGACAGCUUAUUUAACCAAAACGAGUGCGAUGUAAAAAAUAAUAUAAACCACCGAUCGAUUUACCGAAAAGAAGACAGCAAAAACUGAAAUACGCUCCCGUUUUUUUUUUUGAAAAUGGUGUUGCACACAAAUCGGACGCGAGAGCUUUUUUUAUAAACAAAAAACUAAAUACAAUAAACAAAAAGAUAAACAAAGUAGACGAGAAAAAUUCCACUUAAAAAAGACGCAUCGAAGUACAAAAAAAUCGUUUCUUUUCAUACAUUUUUAUUUCUCUCGUUAACAAAUCUGUGAACAUCAAAUAAAAAUGCACACUCUUUGAACACUGGAUGGUGUACAAAAUAAUUGGAUUCGGUUUUUCUCGCCUUUACAAAGAUAAAUAGUUGUGUUAUUAUCAAUUUUGUAAAUAUCAUUGACAUCAUGUGAGCGGCACAUUGACAGCACGUUUGUAUCACUGAUACACACCACUUCAAUUCCACAGAUUUGUUGAUUUGUAGUGGUGUUGUCGCAAUAAACAAAACCACAACUACAAAAAAAACCCACAUUGAUUGUAAAUGUACAUAAACUACAAGGCAAUACGGAGGGACUUAAAAGUGCAUUAGCUCGUCUAAGACAUCGAACGGGCUCACCAUCAUCAUCGCCGUCGUCAACAUCAUCGCCAACUCCAAAUACCUCAUCAAAAUCUGUAGCUGCUGCUGCUGUUGCCGCCGUUCUUUCGUCUACAUCAUCCGAUAGCCGAAACACAAAUGCGGUCGAUGCAGGAUCGAGUAAUUCGUCGAAAAAGGGUUCGCCGCUUUUAACGCAUUUUUCACCGCGAAAAUUAAGAGCUCACCAUUUAAGUGGCAGUCUGCAGAAAAAAGAACGUACCUCAGACACAAAUAUGACAACAGCUGUAUCGAUGAAUCGAACGGAAAUACCGUUAAAAGGUGUGUCCGGUGGUGAUUCGAUCCGGUCAUGCCAAAUAUCAAUGGACGAUAAACCACGCUAUGAUAUCAAGUCCACAAUCAUACGAGGAACAUCGAAUAAUGUGAGCGGAUCGGCAACACAUCAACGUAAUACAAUGGAUCAAGCGAUAACGAAUCGACAGCCAAUAAAUACGGCAGGACAUUCGUAUAGCUCAGAUUCAGAUGUUGCACCGAAUACAAUGAUGAUGACAACAACAGCAGCUGCGACGACCACGUCAUCGGCCACGGCAAUGCGUCGUUUAUACUUCAAAAGCGCCAAAUUAAGCAAAACGACACAAAAUAGUAUAACGACGGGACAACAAGCUCAACAUGUGCCAAAGAUUUUCGAUGCAUUUUCGAACAAGGUUAUGGUAAUGGGAACAUCAAUAGCAUCAUCAAAUGCUGAAACCACAAUCAAUACAUCAACUGAAUCAGCAUCGACGUUGGCAACAAAUGUGACUGGAACGGAUACAUCAACGUGUGAUUCACUUGAUUUAGGUGAUACAACUGGUCAAGUGGAUCCAUUGUUGAGUUCAUUCGAUGAACCAGUUCCAUUGACUGCGAUACCUGCAAAUGCUAUGCUUAACCGCUUGGAUGAAGAAGACAGCUCACUAAUCGAAGAGUACGAAACUGAUGUGGACACAGACGGUGAUGCACAUCAUCGCCGUCAUCAAGAGGAUGAAGAUGCAAAAAUUCCAUUGUUAACCAGCCCAGAGCACCAAGAUGAGCAACAAAAGCAAAAAUAUCCGCAUUCAUCCACUGCACCACACACUGCACCAUUAAUAAGUAAAAAGCAUUUUCCAUUCGAUGUGCCAACGUCACCGCGUAGUGUUCGCACGACAGAGAAAAGUGAAGCACUUUUCACAUUUGAAAAGCGAACCGAUUUAACAACCGAUGACAUCAUCAAUGGGUGUAGCGUUGGCGGCAGCGGCGGCGGUGGCUAUGAGAAUGGUUGCAGCAAAGUGAUUGUUGACGGUAACAAAGUGUACUAUCAUGGUUCGUCGAAUUACAAGGGUGAUAAUAAAAUAAGCAAUGGCAAUGGUGAUGCUCGAUAUCGUCAUGACAAAUUGGACAAAGAGAAUGCAUGCGAAAUAACAACGAAGCAACAACAGCCACUACGUUUAAAGCAUAUGAAUGAUGAGAAUUAUUAUGAUGAACAAACGUACAGUAGCUACAGCAAAUAUUCAAGACGUGAUGGACCAUGGAAGAAUCGUCAUGGUGGCAGCAAUAAAUCGAAUAGUUCGAACAAAAUGGGAAAACUAUAUUCGAACGAUUAUACGGUUGCGUUCAGUAGUAGUAGUAAUGCAUCGAAUAAGAAACAAUAUGAUGAUACAAUGUUUCCAUUUGAUCGGGCCACAUUGGCAUACGAUGGGGGCGUUGGUGGUAGCGGUGAUAAUAAUAUGGAAUGGACAAAACGAAAUUUAUCAUCGUAUGCCAAUAACUAUUAUGAUUCACCCAGUCCCGACUAUGAUUAUUAUGAGCAAUUUCGUAGCGCACCAAGAAAAUCGACCGCAUCAAAUAUAUCGUCGGAUGGGCGACUUCUUAAGGAAUUGACAUCAUUGUCACGGAAACAAUCGAUGAAACUGAGUAAAUAUGAUCAUCCACCGUCACCAUCUAAUACAAAUACCAUGAUCACAACCAAUACCAAUGCUACAACCACCACCAAAAAUGAUCAAAACCAUCAAUAUAAAAAUCACAUAUCCGAUUCCGAUGCCUUUAGCCUAACCAAACCGAAUGCAAAAACCAAUUCUACUUCACCUGACAAUACCACCAUUAUCACAACAACAACCCACAACAAUGCUACUUCAAUUAGCAUUGUCAAUCAAUCGUCCAAUUGUAGUGCCAAUGAUCGUAAUCCAGUUUCCCAAUUUGAACAAAUUGCAUCCAAAUUUGAUAAAAUCCCCUCAAAAGUUCCAUCACAUGAUCCUCAUGAACCACCGGCCACAUCGCCUGUUCCUGAUUUGCGCGUUGACUUUUUUUCCGAACCAAUGGAUAAUACACAGAAACGACAUUCUUAUGUUGAAAUUACAAUGAAACAAAUAACAACAUCGGACAUUUCACCCAGCAUGAGCAGCACAAAUAUCAGCAUGGUAAACAACAUCGGUGGUAAUGCGGCCGGAAUAAAUGUUACUUCCAAUCCGAUGGACGAAACAUCAACUGUUACAUGUACAACGCAAACACCGCGCGCCACUAUCGUCGUUCAACAGCCAUCGUUGAGUCUGGACAAUGCGGUUGAGGUAUUCUUAUUAAAAAAUGAAGGCGAAUUCGUUAGCGUUGAACAGGGUCAGAAGUUGGGCAGUUGCACCAGUAUGGGCGAUAAAAAAAAGAAACGCGAAGAAAAUAUGCGACAGUUGCUCGAUGUAACCAAUACAAUAACAUCGGAGGAAAUGCGAGAUUUUGAAAUGAGCAGAUACGGUUCACCGCACCACAUGCGAUCACAAAGCGUGAAAGCGCCAGGCCGAGGUUCAGGUAGACCAAAUCAGCUUAGUCUUCCGCAACAGCGCUCAAGAGUGGCUUCAAUGCCAAAUACAGGGGUGGAAGAAGAAUAUUAUCGGUUGCGACACUUUUCGAUUACGGGAAAGGGUGUUAUCAAUCGUGGCGACUCGUUAAAAAGCCGACGUAGCCGCUCAAACACCAGUGUGGCAAGCUCAAAUUCCAGUACGGAACAUUUGACGGCAAAUGUAUCAAAUCCGGGCAAUUCAGCACGUACAUCGGCUACAUGUAGUUUGGCAUCGAGUCGAGAGAGCAGCACUUCAAAUCCAGGAGCAGGGCCAUACAGGGUCUUAAUGCUAGGUGACACAGCUGUCGGAAAAAGCUCGCUUGUCUCUCAAUUCAUGACAAGUGAAUACUUACACGCUUAUGACACCAGCAUCGAUGAUGAAUCAGGAGAAAAGUCGGUGUCAGUGUUAUUAAAUGGUGAAGAAUCUGAACUGACAUUCAUUGAUCAUUCGACGGCUGAAAUGUCGCCGGAAAAUUGCCUUACGAGCUACGAACCACAUGGAUACUGUGUUAUUUAUUCAUCAGCUGACCGUAACAGUUUCGUACUGGCUGAACGUGUACUACAAUCGCUGUGGACAUCGGAGAAUAUAGCACAAAGGGCUGUGAUAUUAGUGGGAAACAAAGCCGACCUAGCACGUAGCCGCACCGUUACGUCUGAAGAGGGAAAAGUAAUGGCGACGGCAUAUGACUGCAAAUUUAUCGAAACAUCAGUUGGCAUAAAUCAUAAUGUUGAUGAAUUAUUGGUUGGACUGUUAACGCAAAUACGAUUGAAAUUGGAGAAUCCGGAAAAAUCCAGGGAUUUAUUUCGGAAGAGAUCGUGCCGCAAAUCGAAACGAAGAUCAUGUUCACCGCUUGGUACAGCUUGUUUGUCUGGGAAUAAUGCGACCAAUCCAAGUACUCCAAUUUCAAUGGGACCGAAUGACAUGAGUGAUUGUCCAACACCACCCAGUAGUGCUCAAAAUAGCCCACGCAAAGUUCGUGGAACACGUACAUCGGCCAGUUUGAAAGUAAAAGGCUUAUUGGGUCGGGUAUGGGCACGUGAUUCAAAAUCAAAAAGUUGUGAAAAUCUUCACGUUCUGUAAAUGGCAUCAGACGGCGCACAUCAAUAUCAAAUCAACAUCAUCAUCAUGAUAAUCACGACAGAAUAUAUUGAUGUGAUGACUUUUAUUUACUCAUCCCCCGUUAUAUUCGCCAUCAAAUCCAAAUGUGCAAUAUGAAUCGAUAUAUUAUUUCGACUUCGUUCGUUCAUUUAUCCAUAUUCAAAUUUCAAUUAUCAUUGACACAAUUUUUUUUGUACAUAUGCAUUUUCCAUGCAAAAAAAAUCAAACGUCCCGCACAACAUUUGACAAGUAGCAAGUAAGUAAUUUUUUUCGGGUCCUUCUUCAAAGACUUUUAUUUUCUCUCUUUCUCAUUCACUCUCUUUUUUUAUUUAAAUCAAAAUCUGGCAGUGCUCCAUCGAUUGAAAUCUUGCAUUUUAUUUGGAUUGUAUAAGUUGAACAUAACAUUUUUUUAUAGAUCGAAGUCAAGAGAAAAUCUGUAGACGAAUUUGCUCCUUUUUUAUACCCCAGUCGAUCAUUAAUUGAAGAAAUGGUUUAACGAUAUCAAUAGUUUAACAUUUUUAGGAUGCGAUAGAUUUGUUCAAUGAAACAAUCAUAUACUAGAUCAGAUCAACACUGCUAAAAGUCACAAACCGAAGUAAAAUGUAAGGAACAUACGAAUUUUGGUUUGUUUCAUUUAAUUGUUGGUAUGUUUAAUGUUCCCGAACUAGAUUUAAAAUACAACAUAGAUUUAGCAUUAAAAUUUAAAAAAAAUAAUCAUUUUUGACAUUAAUUAAAUAGUAAAGAGGAGAACGCAGAUACAAAAAUAAUACUAAAAAAAAUCGUUUCCAUUAACACACAUGCAUUUUUGUCAUGUUCAUUGUCAUUAUCAAGAAAUGCAACAGACAUAUAUUGAGAUAUUUUCAGCCAGCUGAAUCCACUUGGGCUCUGAAAUGGAGCAACAACAAUAGAAUUCAUUGUUAUAGUUAUAAACAGUGAUGGGCACAUUAGCACUGGCUAACGAAUGUGUAAACCAGCACUAAUACAUACAUAUAUACAGUGAGUUGUAUGUCACUCAUAAACGUCAGUGAGAAUCGUACGUAGUCCCACAGAUAGCUGGCUAACGAUUGGCAUAGACCAGUUGUUGGUGUAAACCAAGGCUAAGACAAUGCUGGCUAACGAGAAAACAUCACUGUUUAUAAAAACACUUCCAUUGUACAAUCACUUCAAUUGUUUUCACUCCAUAUCAGCCUCUGAAGUUAGCUGCCUGAAAAUGUCUCAAUAUAAUAUCUGCAAAGCAACAACAAGCGAGCGCAACAAUUGUGCGAUUGCGUUUUAGCUAGUUUCAUAUUUAUUAGUAGAUAGAUGGAUCAAAAUUUGAUAACACACAAACUCUCUCUAUCUCUCUCUUUAUCAGGCUGUGUGUUCGGUAUGAUUUCAGUAGGCACUGAUAUUUCUAGAUGCAAGAUAUGUGACCCAUAGUAUACCGAACACACAGUCUGCUCUUUAUUUCUCAUCGAUUAAACACUCUAUUUAUUAUCACAUUUGAUUUCUGAUCGCAAUAUCAUUGGACUUGAGAAUAUUCAGCUUUAAGAUUUCCCAAUCGAAAUUCAUAGAAUACACCGCAGACCGCACUCUCAUGGUUUCUAUCGCAAUCGAAAAACGUUCAAGCUAUAUCAAAACUCCUCUGUUUUUCUAUCGUUGUCUUUUCCAAAGAAUUUCUCUAAUUUCAUCUUGAUUCUCAUUCGAUUGCGCUCAGAUGCAUUCUUUCAAAUCAACCACAUCGAUGAUUUAAACAUAAGACAAAACAAAAGCCUUAUCGGUGGGCGCGAUUCGAUUGAAUUCACAAUCCCCUCCUCCUCCAAAACAACACGUAAUGCGUAUAUUUACAUAUUUUGAAUUAUCAGAGCAAUUCGAUUGAACAAAAACAAAACCCCUUUUGGUCCCUUAGUCCGACUUAGAAUCGAAUUUAUUAUUCACCAAAAUGCAAUUUUAAAUGAUUUACACAUAAAUUGCAAUUUAAAAUGAUAAACCGACAAAAUCAAAUACCAUAUGAAGCAGUGUUAUUUUUUUCAUUUAUUUGCUCGUCAUCGUUGUCGUCAAAUCUAUAUAAAUUUAAAUAAUUUCAAUCAUUUUAUUGAUAGAACCGUUCAAAUUUUUGGGUCCAUUUUUUCCAAAUACUAAAAUUAUAUAAUUAGCAAAUCUAAUCUAAAUGUGUAUUGUGUACAUUGGAUAUAAUUAAAUAUUUCAAUUAUAAACGAACAAAAAUAUAUGACAAAUGUUUGGUUAAUUUUUUUGCCACUGUGUGAUUUAGGUUUGUUUUUUUAAGAAUUGGACAUUUACAAAAUAGUUUUUAAUCUUUGGUCAAUGAGCAAAUACCUGACCGAGAUCAUUUUUAAGUGGAACAACUGCAUGACUAUAAAUAACGGCUUGAAUUUUUCACGUGAUACUUUUACUUUUGAAAGAAAUAACAUUUCAUUUGUAAUUUAAAAUCACAUCAAAAAUCGAAAAAAAAUCAUACAAAAAGUAAAACUAUGUUCGGCACGUGUUCACUUGAAAAUGAUUUCGGCAGCGUAAUGCCUCGUUGCGAAUAAUGACAGCUGGUUUAAGUCGAUCCUUUAGAAUUAAUUUUAAUAACCGAUUUUCCAUAAUAAUGACCCUAGCACUGAAAUGGUUCACGCAGCACCAUUUAAUGGGUUUAUAUAAAAUUGAAUAGCAAUUAACAAGAAAUGUAUAGUGUUUAAGUAUGUUUACAAAAAUUAACGUAAACAAAAACAUAGCAUAAUGCAUGCGGUAAUGUCUAUUUAUUUGCGAGUUUUGCGAAUAUGGGCAUUAAUCCAUUUGAAAAAAAAAAAUGGUUAAAUUCGCUAAACUCGAGUAUAAAUAAAUGAUACCUAUUGCCAAUGUAUCAUACAAAUGAAUAUCGGCGAAUUGAACGAUUCAACACAAUGGCACGCAUCAUUGGUGUGCGUGCGUACGGUUUAAAUCGAUGCAAAUGCGCUCGUUAUUCGUUUGAACAAAAGAACAAAACAGUCUAAUUUAUUAACAUUCACAUUAGUUAACGCAUACACUCGAUCACAAGAGAUUCGUAUGCAUAUGAUAGAGAUAUACCAAAAUGUAAAGAUUUAAAUGCAAUAAAUACAAUUUACAAUUUUCAGCGUUUAGUUUCUAAGCAGAAAAUGUUGCGUUCAGUUUUUUUUAUUGGACCAUUUUAAGAAUUUAGAAUAUAUGUUUCUUUUCUCUUGUUUUUUCGUUGCAUUGAUUUUUGUAGUUUCGAUUUGGUUUCAAAAUGAGCGUCAAAUGAUUUCAUUUGAUUGACCAUUGCAAACAAUGCGAGUCCAAUUUAGAUUUUAUAUUUUGUUGAUUAGUUUUUUUGGUUUCUUGGCGGUUGAUUUUUUUCAUUCAUUUAAGUGAAAUAAUAUAACAAUAGAGUUAAUAUAUUCAUAUAAAUAAUCGAGAUAGCGAGCAAAUGGGAGCAAUUCAUUAGGAAUCUCAAGAAAUAUAUUGAAUUUUGUACAUUGAAAUUUAUUGAGAUUUUACUAGAGAUUAAUUAUUAUAUAUGUUAUAGCAUAGUAAAUUACUGAAAUCUAAACACAAUGAGCAUACAAAGCCAAGAGCAUACCAAUAUCUACGGCACUCGAAUAAAGUUGAAUAUUCAUUUUGGAUGAAUAGUGAGUGUUAUCAGUUGGACAGUUAAAACUAAUGCUUUCUUUCACAAGUUGGCAGGGUGCUCUCACUUUGUGUUUUAUGCAGGACUGUGUUAUGAUAAAUAUCGUAUCUCUUGGCUUUGCAUGAAUCGUUUACAACCAUCGGAAAAGCACAAAAAAUAUUUGAUUUUAUCAAAUCCUACACUACAUAUUAAUGAUGAUUUUUCAUUAAGUUUUUUUUUUCAAAAUUUAUCACAAUUCUUGUAUAUUUCUCUUUCUCUCUCUCUCGCACACUCUCUAUUUCUCUGUGUUUGAGUCUUUGCUCAUUUGAGUUUAUUUCUCUAGUGCUGAUAUCGAUGAUCGAAAGUGAAUGAAAAUGAUGCUGGAAGUCGAAACAUAAUCAAAACAACGAUUUACAAAGAUAAAAAUAACAUAAAUUCGGUCGGCAUACAUUUUUUAAGCAUUGAAAUUUAUUUGGGUGUUCAAUGACCAUAAAUCCUGACGACUAAGUAGCCGAGCAUCUAAAAAAAUGUGACCGAAAAUUCCAAAAAUCAAAAUCAUUAAGAUAAACAUAGAGGAAGAAAAAUCGUUGUAUUUAUGACUUACAGCAAUAAAUGAUUCUAUCCGCCAUUAACAGAACAAAUCCUAUCAGCCACUUGUGGAAUGGCAAACUUUUUUUCGUUUCACUCUCUUCUAAUCUCUUAAAAUUGUGUUUGCAUUUUUCAACUGAAAAUUUAUCUUUGUUUGCUGAUUAAGAAAGGAAUUUGAAGACAAAAAAAAAGACAACAUAAUUACCUUUACGGUGGGUGGGUGUGUAUGUGUUUCUUUUCUUUCUGCAUAAUUUGUUUGGGGAACCUCGAAAUGCGAAGCCGAGAAAAGGGUGACAAAAGAAAACCGAAAUCAAACAAACGCAGAGAGAACAUGACAAAAGAGAAAGAACAAGGGAAAACUAACUAAUUUUUUAAGCUUAUCAAGCUGUUCGGAAAAAUCGGGUAUACAAGGAAAAAAUACAUUCGCGACAAAAUCGUAAUUUUACGAGAAUGUUGCGCGCGCUGCACAGCAUGUGAAAUAAACUGUGAAUAAAUGCAUCAACCAGCAACACGAUAAUAAAAACCACAACCACAACAACAAGUACAUGUGCAUGUGAAACAUAUAAAAAUUAUUUUAAAAUGAUACAAACACAGUGUAUAAAAUAAACAUAUAAACAUAAACUUGCACAUUUUCCUCCCCAUGCUUCUUCGCCAUUAAAAUACAAAAUAAUUGAAUUAACAAUGCAAAAUCAAAUCAAAUAAAACAUGUGUAUAGAAUGUUAAAAUGGAUUUGAUAACACAAAAGUGUACAGCAUCAAAUUCAUUUUCAACAGACAACCACACAGCUUACACUAAAUUUUCAAUAGAAUAAAAUUACAUAAACGCCAUGCAUUUUUUUUAACACAAAGCUUAUGAUCAUUAUUUGACUUUCAAAUGAUUCAAGAAAAUACGACGAUUUGAUUGUCAAGCAAACAGACAAAAAAAAACACAAUCAUUUCAAUUUGGGUUAAUUCAAUCAAUGUGUCUAAAUAUAUAUAAAGCUAUUGGUUAAUUAAGUGUAUGCAUGUAUAUAUUUUCAAAUGCCCAUAUUUCUCAAUUUCGAAACAGUAAUCCACAAUUUAAACAUAAUUUUUAAUAUAAAAAUACAUAAAAUAUAUUUGAAAAGUACGGAGAAAUAAAAUUUGAACCAAAAAUAUACCUUUUUUUCGGUGUAAAUAGAAUAUGUUUUUUCCAAAUGGUAUAAAUAAAUCAAUGUCGCCGAAAAAUAAAGCAAACAAUUUGCCAUGGUCCGUCCGAGCAAUUCUGAGUCUGUUUCAGAAGGCGUUCGAACCUAUUUUGGAUGUUACGAAAUUAUUUGAAUGCGACCAAAAAAAAAAGGCGAAAUAGGAAGAGGCGAAAUAGAAUGAUGCUUUGAAGGCAGUUGCCCAGCGUUUAUCAAAUAUUUCAAAUGAAAUGUUACACACAAUGUAAAGCAAACAUUGCUAUAAUUUAUGCACUCACAAUUAAUCGAUGUCAACUAAACAUUCUUUUUUCUAAACGUCAAUCACCCCAUGCCCUCUUUAUUCAAAUUUUAUCGAAUUCAUAUAACAUAUACACAUUUUUCUAUGUAAUAAUAUUAAGAAUUUUGAAGAAAAUUGUAAUUGUAUAAUCGCAAAGAGUUAAGAAGAAAGAAGCCCAUGAAAUAAAUGAUGUAUUUAAUUUAAGGCAUAUUAUAUAUUUCAUUUAAUAUUUGAAAAAAAAAAAAAACGUGCACAAUUGUGCCCAAAUAAUCCAAAGCAAUUUCGUUAUUAACAUUAGAGAGCAUAUCUUUUGUUUUAGGUUUCGUUUUGAUGGUAAAACUCUUUUGACAUAGAGAGAAAACAAAAGAAUAAUUAAAUAAAUACAUACAAAUUUUCGUUCGCACAUGUCAUUUGUCUAUAAUAAAUAUGUUACAAGACAACAAUGAUAAGAGAAAAAACCAAUUUUAUUAUAUAAUAUAUAUGUAUAUGUUCGAUUCACAAUUAUCGUUUUUGAUCGACAGAUGUGUAUAAAUUAUCUGAAUGCACAAAUGGAAUUUACAACAACAAAAAAAACAACAACAUACAAAUAGUUAAUUAUUAAUCGUAAAUUUAUGAAUUAUUUUAUCAAAACUUACGAACGCGCAUUUGGUAUCAAUGCCGAUUUUCACACAAACUCUUUAUACUUCCGAAUUUGUGACUCGAGAGAGUUCGUCGAAAUAUAAUAAGUUUGUGUGCAUUUUUGCGUCGUCCAUCGAAUGGCAUACUAGCCAAAACCAAAGAAAUCAAACCAAUACAUACACAAAAUGAAUAGACAUGUAAAUGAGAGUAAAAAAAGAAGAUACAAUUCCAAGUAUAACACAUUUAAGGACACGAAUGAGCUGAAAUCAUGCCAAUUAGCAUGUAGAAAUGAGGGUAAAUUAGUUAUUUAAGCCAUAUCACGUAAACUUUCAUAUAAACACAAUGUAUUUGGUUCGAUAAGUCGUGCUUGAUGACAUUUUGGCUUGUUGUCGAUCGUUUAUCGAUAUUGCAUGAUACAAUGAUUGCUUUGUUCUUCAUACUUGUUCGAUCAAUAUUUUCGAUAGCAUAUAAUACAAACAUUGGAACUAUUUGUAAAACGUCAAUGAAUAUCGAUAAGUGGUCGACACAAAAAAUGUAACGAAUAUGAAUUUAAUGGUUCUUUUGGUUAAUGUAUACGAGCUAAAAAUUUAACAUUAACAUUUAAUGUAAUAACAUCCAUGUCAACCCCCCACAGUGUGUCCAUUUGUUGUUUUUAAACUCAGCCCAAGUGUGUGCACAUUACCUUUUAAAAAGGAUCAUUAAUGUGAACAAUGUUUAGGUCCAAAUCGUUUUUUUUUUUUUCUUCACACAUUUGAUCACAGUUUUUAUUUUGUGCCGCCCCCCGUAUAGAUUUAAGACUUAAUCGAGAUUUAAAUUUAAUCAAAUGAUGAUAAAACA